AUGGCCCCAAUCAAAGGCAGAAAGGCUGCCGCCAACAAGAACUUGCCCAUACUCAGCCAUGAGUUCGUCAUCCAAAACCAUGCAGACAUCAUGUCCUGCGUGGCCAUGGUCAUCGUCAUCGGUCUCAUGGUUCAGUUGACUUCACCGGUGUCUUCAUUGUUUGUGGCCCUGCAAUAUGUCCAAACCCCCGGACCUAACACCUUGCAAACAUAUGGUACAGGUCUAAAGGAUUUGUUUGCUAUAUUUUUCUAUUUCCUCAUUUGCAUCAUAUUCCAUGCCAUAAUUCAAGAAUAUGUUUUGGAUAAAAUUUGCCGUAAAUUGCAUUUAUCCAAAUCAAAAAAUUCAAAAUUCAAUGAAUCUGGACAGCUGAUUGUAUUCAAUGCAGUUUCUAUGAUUUGGGCAUUAGACAUUGUUGUGAAAGGAAAUUGGUUGGCUGAUCUUUCAUCUUUAUGGAUUGGAUAUCCAUACAGCACUCUAUCGUUUUCAACAAAAUUCUUUUACAUAAUUCAAUUUGCUUACUGGGCUCAUAUUAUGCCAGAACUGUACUUCCAAAAAAUUAAAAAAGAGGAUAUGUUUAGCAGAGUGAAAUAUUCUGUAUUGUACUUGGCAUUUGUCUCGGCUAUAUACAUAACUAAUUUCCACCGUAUUGGUGUUGUAUUACUAUUGUUGAAUUAUGUUUGUGGAUUUACUAAACACGCCGUUAAAUUGAUUGAUAUCACUGAGAAAGAUGAAGAUAGUAAAAAAGUUCAAUUGGCCCAAAAUGUAUACAACUGGUUGUUUUAUGCUGUACAAUCGCUGACAUUAAUCCUAUCUCAGACGAUGCUAUGGUUCGGUCUUAAAGGUGUGCAGUACACUGGAGAAUUGCGUGAUUUCAACACCCCCAUGUUCAAAUUAAUAUGUUCGAUUGGCUCAUUGGCUACACAAGCAUGGAUUAUUCAUGAAUUCUUGAACGACCAAAAUUCCAAUGGUCUCAAUUUAUCUGCAUCAUUUAGAUUAAUCAAAUCCAAACCAAAAUCAACAGAUAUUUCUAACAAAAAACGCAAGAAUACAGCUUCCCGAAAGUUUAAUGAAUUGACAGAAGCAGAUCAGAACACUAAAAAAACAUUAAAACAUGAAGCGAAGAAAGCAGCAAAGAUUGCAAAGAGUGUAAAAUAA
Macrosiphum euphorbiae (potato aphid) is the source of this 1155-nucleotide messenger RNA. Lineage: Eukaryota; Metazoa; Arthropoda; Insecta; Hemiptera; Aphididae. The record is from the annotation of a GenBank genome assembly.